GCUCUCUUCUCAACAAAUUUACUCGCUACUUGUUUUUCUAAAGAGACCAUGAAUUCGUACCGGGUGGCUACGACUUUUGAACAAUGCGGCCUGCGUCCGCCAUCGACGGAGUCUGUAACAGUGGGCGAAUCUGACAUGAAAUUUAUCCAGCUGAAAAAUGGCGACGACACCAGCCUGCUUCAGUAUGUGCAAGACGGCGGAAUUGCAUUCCCACACAUACUGGUUCCAGAGGCUCUCAAACUCCGUACAGCGCAGUCAGCAGUCAGCAAAGAGUCGAUUCUCUUGCAGUCAGAGCUGAACAAUACCAAUAGCGUUGCAGGAGCAACUGCAGCUGAUAGCAACGGGUCAGCGGUAGCUACAUUUGUCAACAGUGUACUCUGGCUAUGGAACAUUAAGCAACAUGCAUCGACCUUCACAGACCAGCGGCGUCUGGAUUUGCUGCGGCUUGCCGAGAGCUGCAUGCCAGCGCCGGUGGCGAGGAUCGUGCUUGGCAGUGUUAACGGGACUGCGUCGGCCGCGUUAGCAGCCCAGAUGGAGGCUGAAGAGGCCGAAGGCCAGCGAAGCAUUAUGACAAACAUCGAAGGACCCAUUUCAUGCAUCGCCUGGCAUCCGCACCGGUCGCUGAUUGCUGUUGCCCACCGCGCUACAGACACGGUACUCCUGUACGAUCUGGCCAACGACACCUGGUGUGCCAACAUACUGGAGAACGUGCACAUGCAAGGGAUCACGUCGAUGGCGUGGCAGCCUUGCAACGGGUAUACGCUGGCAGUAGGCUGUCGCUCGGGUGUGUGCCUGUGGAAGCUUCUUCCUGGAGCACCGGCUUCGGGCUACAAUAGCGCGCAGUCUGCCACUGCUCCCAGUUUGGCAUGGAUGUCGCUUCUCUCGUUCCCACCACUCCCCGAUGUCUCAGAGUCGGCAUUGCACAGCAACCAGCUUAUUCCGCGUUCGAGCACCAGCGUGUCGGCUCUAGCGUUUGCACCUGACGGACAGUGGCUUAUCACAGGACACCAGACACAUGGGCACUUGACAGUCUGGGACACAGCGCUGGAGACAGCCACUCCACUGAGACGGUCUGGCAGCACAUCGCGGGCCGCAACACUAAGUAUCUCUGUUAGCCCCAGUGGCAGCUAUGUGGCAUCAACGCAUGCCAACAAUCAACUACGCCUAUGGGAGACCGAGUCGUGGGGGUCACGCGUGUGGUCGGACUUCCCAGCCAAUGUAUCACAGCUUGUGUGGUCGCCCGACUCGCGGUCUGCGUUCUUCUCGGUGGUCAACAGCUCGUCAAUUUUUGCGCUGGCAGUGUACAUGGGGCCGCCCACGCUGGAGGUCGACAUAUCUGUGGUAUCGACAUUCGAGGGGCAUGCGACAACAGCGGUCGAUGAUGCAACCGAGAGCAUCCGGGUCGGUGGUGCGAUUCGGUCGCUGGCCCUGGACCCAACCGGCCAGCGCUUGGUGGCUGGCUUUGACGCAGACGCCACUUCAUCUGAUGUCACGCUGCUGGCUGCAUACAUGGUCAACACCGCCCCACUGUUCCGAGCAGGAGGUGACGCCCAUGUGCUGAGCCCACUUGGCUACAUCCGUGGGCCAAACUGGGGCAAGCAGCAAAAGCCUCACGCCGACGAUAAUGGCGACGGACAACCAGCCGAAAUCAUCACUCAAGUCGGUCUACCAGCCCCCGUGUGGUUUGGCUUUGCGCCAACCUUUGAGCCUGGUGCCCUGCUCACCGUUGCUUGGGCCAGCGGUAAGGUCUCAUUUGUGCCCAUGAUGUUUAACGGGGCAAAGUGAUCCUCGGAAGUAAAAUGGUGGAAAUAAAAUAAAG
Messenger RNA from Linderina pennispora, 1819 nucleotides. Its product is annotated as WD40 repeat-like protein. The coding region runs from base 49 to 1785 and encodes 578 amino acids. The transcript has 4 exons. Lineage: Eukaryota; Fungi; Kickxellomycota; Kickxellomycetes; Kickxellales; Kickxellaceae. Gene Ontology annotation, cellular component: nuclear pore. Gene Ontology annotation, molecular function: protein binding. The record is from RefSeq and is a predicted model, not a curated record. Gene Ontology annotation, biological process: nucleocytoplasmic transport.